Molecule: messenger RNA, 3422 nt
Organism: Baudoinia panamericana UAMH 10762
Lineage: Eukaryota; Fungi; Ascomycota; Dothideomycetes; Mycosphaerellales; Teratosphaeriaceae
Exons: 1
Coding region: 177-3149 (990 amino acids)
Source: RefSeq, a predicted model, not a curated record
CGUCAUCCCUGUCACCACCAGCCACCGAACUUGCCUUCUGUCUAACGUUCGAUAACAACAUCAAGUCUCAACCUAGCAUAUCCUAUACAUCGCCGUCGCGCGACACCUCACCAGCGAACACAUAUUGAUUGGACGAAGCACAAUCGUUCCCGGACGAUCAUCCGCUUUGUAACGCAAUGGGCGCGCCAGACCCGGAACAACGAUCGCCGGAAGAGGCUCACAACAUGGAAGACAUUCACGAUAUCACAGGACCCAUUACUCCCACGGAAACCAUGACGGACAACGAACAGCAAAUCUACGCGCCGCCACCACACCUCGCCGCUCGCUUCUACCGCAACCGUGCCAACGCCCGCCGGAAGUCGUCCGCCGCCUCCUCGCGCCGCAACAGCCUCUCGUCCGCCCACUCACGCGCAUCCUCAGUCUCUCACCGUCGCGGCUCAGGGUACCAGAGCAAUUACAUCGCGCAGCACCUCCGUCGCGCCUCCAUCAUCGAGUCUCGCAAAGCGCGCCUGGCCGACCGUGCGGCGCAUGCCGAACAAGUGCGCCUACGAGCCGCCUUGGCGAAAGCGGCGCCACGCGGAGAUGUCAGUGCGAGCGAGGAGCGCGCGCUCGCGGCGCAGUUGGCGAAGGAGAAGUAUCUCGCCAAGGUUGCGGCGGCGUGUGCGGAGGAAGUCGCGCGCGCGAAGCGCAUUGCGGAGGAGGUUAAGGAGCGGAAGCUGGCGGAGGAGGCGAGAGUCAGAGCUGAGAUGGAGGAGAGACAUGCGGAGGCUGAGCGGCGGAGGGGGGAGUAUCAGCGGAAUUUGCAGGCGCGCCGCGCGAGACGGGCGGAUAGUGCUGAGAAGAAGCUGGCGGUUGUGGAGGAGGUGGGUGAUAUUGAGGAGGAGGCCGUCGUGGACGAAGAAGCGUCGUCUACGUUGAACGAGGCGGCUGCUGCUUGCGCGAUCCAGCGAGCGUGGCGGCUGUCUCGACGACGAGGCGUGAUAUGCGCCUUCGUCAAGCUUGGGUUACAGCAAGCGAACUCCACCUUCGACGACAUGACUGCCUUGAUUGCCAGACCGGACGUCAUCCGUACCACCACCGCCUUCUUAACCCAGCUCGGCCUGCAGCAUGCGAACGAUGAGAACGCGUCGCUCAAUACCCGGACAUUCUUGAGCGCGUACUUAAUGCUGGCGCAUCCUACCGCUGUGUUACUAAAUCGGAACGGAGCACAAGAACAAGACCUACUUCCCAAAGCCACCGAACUACUGGCCAACACCGACAACACCCUGGCGAGACUAGCGGCUUGGAAUAACUACUCCCCCAGUGCGACACAACUGGAAGCGCUGUCGCAAUCUUACUCCGCCUACACCUCCGCCUUCGCGGCAUGGAGACUGCAGGACUCGUCCGUACUGAUCGAAGGCAUGGUGGCAAGUUUCGUCGAACUGGACGCUAUUUGGCAAACCGUCAAGGACGAUGACCGCGGCGAAGUAGCCUCGGAUUACCGCGAAGGCAUCCGCGAUAACCAGGUCCUUCUACUUUCGCGCAUCCGGAAGUUGGCCGGUGCCGAUCGCGCGGACCAGCUGAUCAAGAAGGCGAUUAGGGAGAGCCGCAGGAAGAGGCCGAAGAAGCGGAACGCUGCUGAAGUGCGGCCGCGCGGUGUCGAGGUACCGUCUGUACAAGCCUCGGCGGAGCCCGCUGCGACUCUGGUGGAGCCGACUCCGGCAACGGAGGCUGAGGAAUGGCAGUCACAAUCCUCAGCCGAGAUCACACGGAAACUGUUCACGCCCAUGCCCAGCAACCGAGUCCUAACCCACGAGCUAGCGAUUGACAAAGACUACAAACUCACCGACACCUCCGCCGCGCUACGAGAAGACUUGUACCGAUCCAUCUGUGCCUCGAUGAAACAAUGUUUCGAGGCCGGCGAGGGCUCGCUCUGGACCCUCAGCGCGGCGGAGAAUGUGCGCGAAAAGCUGCUGCGCAUGCUGAAGCCGGGGAACAGCAUGUACACUCUCAUCAGCGAGACGCUGGAUCUGGAGUCGAUUGCACGACAGUGUCAGGCUGGCAUUUUCUCGUAUGACGGGUUUUUCGAUUUCAUGGCUAACGUGCUCCCGAAACUUUGCGCUCCGUUUCGGGAUCAGGAAAUUGCUGCGUUAGUCGGCGGGUUGAAACAACAGCCUACGGCAGAGGGAGGUGAAUUGGACGCUAUGAUCGAUAAACUUUUCAAACUCCUGCGAGCGGUGGAUACGUUGAGUCUGGACUACACCAAUUUCAUGCUCAUGAGCAUGGCACCCACACUUGUCCGCGAGGCGGCGGGGUAUGAGCAGAGGGCUUUCGCUGCGGAUUUGGAGGCGGGGAGGAUUACCCUGCAGCGGACUAAGCGGUGGUGGCGCGAUGCCCAAGGCCAUUUGAGCACGGAAGCUGAUGGCAGGGAUCCGGGGGGUGUGAGGCUGGCUGCUGAUCGACCAAAGCCGGAGAAGGUGUAUGCCCGCGUCUUGGUGGAUUUGGCGAUCGAGCAAGGUCCGCUUACCAUGGAUGCGGUGCCGGAGACGCUGCACCUGGAUGUUGCACGACUGGCGGAGAUCCGUGCACAAGCUGUACGGGUUACUGUUAUCGGCGCGGUACUGCUUACGGCCAAGAACUUGCUGAAACGGGAUGUCCGCGCUCAAUGGAAGGCUCAAGCGUCUCGCCUGUGGCAGCUUCUUUCUAUCGAGGCCUACGGUAGCAGCAGCACCACCCCCCCGGACGCGAGCUCAUCGGAAGAGCCUACGACAACAGCGCAAAAGGCCUUCAGCAUCCUAGAGACGGCCUCGAACAUCCCUCCCUCGACAAAGCAACAACUCAACGGCACCAUCACCCGUUUCUUCUCCCAAGCAGCCGCAACUUCGGAGGGUGUGGGAAUCCGAUUCACGGAUCCGGUCCUCAAAGUCCUCUUCCAACGCCUGCGCACGCAUGUCCUUGGUCGACUCAGCGCUAGUACGUCUGUUGAGCGAGUGAGGGCGGCGUCUUCGGCGAGUGAGAUGCUGACGUCGUGUGGGUUGGGCGAGAUGACGGGGCAGAUUUCAGGGAUGGUGGAGGUGCUGGAGGGCGUGAGGAGGGUGGAUUGGGAGGGGCAUGGGGGGUGGUAUGAGGGGAUUGUUGGGGAGGUUGAAGUGGAGGGGGGUCGGGUUUGAUGAUGAUGGUGGCAGGGGACGGAAGGCGGUCUUUUGAGGCUUGGGUGUAUUUGGUAGCGUGGAGUGCGAGCAUCGCGGAUGUUGUUGUUCAGGGCGAUGUAGUUCAGUCAUCCACUUUACCUUCGCUAUCUCCUUUCGGUCGUACGCCAGGAACCAAUCUGGGUCUGAUCGUCCCAACUGCCAAUAGCGCCAACUGGACCUUGCAGCGGACCGAGAGGACCUUAUUUCCAACCCCACAGUAGAUUUUCUGACUCGAAGUUCGACUCAAUGCCC